CUGCAGAAUGAAGAGGAGCCGGGCGAGGCCGUGCCGGUGGUGAGCGAUGCCCCUCCGCCCUACAGCAGCAUUUCUGCAGAGAGCACAGCUUAUUUUGACUACAAGGAUGAGUCAGGGUUCCCGAAGCCGCCGUCCUACAACGUGGCCACCACUCUGCCCAGCUACGACGAGGCCGAGAGGACCAAGGCUGAGGCCACCAUUCCCUUGGUGCCUGGCAGGGAUGAUGACUUUGUGACACGGGAUGACUUUGAUGACACUGACCAGCUGAGGAUAGGAAACGAUGGCAUCUUCAUGCUGACUUUCUUCAUGGCAUUCCUCUUCAACUGGAUUGGAUUUUUCCUGUCUUUCUGUCUGACUACUUCAGCUGCAGGACGAUAUGGGGCCAUUUCUGGAUUUGGUCUGUCUCUUAUUAAGUGGAUCCUUAUUGUCAGGUUCUCCACCUAUUUUCCUGGCUACUUCGAUGGCCAGUACUGGCUUUGGUGGGUCUUCCUUGUACUAGGUUUUCUGCUGUUUCUCAGAGGAUUUAUUAAUUAUGCAAAGGUUAGGAAGAUGCCAGAUACAUUUUCCACUCUCCCCAGAACCAGAGUUCUCUUUAUUUACUAAAGAUGUUUUCUGGCAAAUGUCUUCCUGCAUUAGUGAAAUCCCCCCCAAGAAGCAGCAGGACACCUGCAGGAAGUGAAUCAAGGCUCUGGAGCAGAAGAAAAAAUAAUCACCUGCUUUAAAAUAAAUAAAUAAAAGUACUGUUGGAAAAAG
Cyanistes caeruleus (blue tit) is the source of this 753-nucleotide messenger RNA. The record is from RefSeq and is a predicted model, not a curated record. Lineage: Eukaryota; Metazoa; Chordata; Aves; Passeriformes; Paridae.